CUGGACAAGCGCGACAACGACACACCGUUUUUUUCCCCCUCGCAACCUUUACGCAGAAAAACUCUAUAUUAAUUAGAUUACUCGCCGCACACCGCGAGUAAACUGACCCGGGAGGUGCACGCCGACUUUUACGCAUUGGAAAUUAUCAGAGGAAUUUCUUUUCUGGGUGGUUUUCUUGAGAUAUCCGGGACCGGAAAAGAGCCGCUUUCGUUCACCCUCACCUCCACCACCACCACCUCCUCCCCAGACAGCUGGUUUGCGGAUCCCCCCUUAUUGCACUUGAAGUUGAGAGAGCCGGCUGAGAUGAGCGGUCCAGAGGUGGCCAAGACACCGGGAGGCGGAGCUCCAGGAAAGGAAGGGAAGGAGCCGGUGGCCAACGGGCACGCGGGAGAGGGCAGCGACGCCAACCCGUUCGCCGAGUACAUGUGGAUGGAGAACGAGGAGGAAUAUAACAGACAGGUGGAAGAGGAGCUUCUGGAGCAGGAGUUCUUGGAGCGCUGCUUCCAGGAAAUGCUGGAGGAGGAGGACCAGGAUUGGUUCAUCCCUUCGCGUGACCUCAACAACCAGGGUGUGGGUCAGCUGCAGCAGCAGCUCAACGGCCUGUCCGUCAGCGACCACCACAACAACCUGGAGGAGGUGGCGAGGAAGAGCAUUUUGAAUCCUGAAGCGAAGGAGUUCGUGCCGGGGAAGAAAUACUAGGAGUCCCCCUCACCCCCAUGGAGCCUCCACACGCGCACACACACACACAAACACACACAAACACACAUGUUCUCAGAGACUCUGGCGGCCGUGGUCGCACACACACUGAUAACCAGCACACACACACACACACGCAUGCACACCGACACACUUGAAGUCAGCGGCGUGCCGGCAGGUCCAGUCGGGGGGUGGGGGGAUUUCUUUUUUCUUUCUUUCCUUCUUUCUUUUUCUUUUUUGUUUCUUUAAUCUUUUUAUUUCCUGUUUGUUUCUUGUAAACUGAGGGACAUUGGGAACAGGGGUGGGGGAGGGGUUGUAUUUACCAGCACCGCCCGUGUAUCGCAGGGCGAACAAGCUCAUCAUCGCAUUUCAAAAAAAAAAACGAGGCCGGGUGACGUUUUUACAGAGCGACGCAGGAUCUCACUGUCGAGUCCCCUCGGAUUUUUUAAGGCAGCUACACACGAGCGACGCCAGGACAAAACUUUCAAAUUAAAAAAAAAAAAAAAGGUCUAAAAGAUUUCUGUCCAUUUUUUUUGGAAAGGGGAGGGGGGGGCGUAAAAUCAAAUUGCCAGUUAGUUGGAGGGUUUCUACGACGGGAGAGUUUCGAGGAGGACAAACAUUUCAGGGGGACGCGAAUGUGGUUUAUUUCUGCCGCCGCUCUGUAAAGUCACCCGUCGGUCCGACGACCCCGUCGAUGUCUUAAGCUACUACCUUUGACGUCCUUUUAAAAGAUGCGGGUUAUUUGUAUCGCGCGGCGGCUCCGGUCCAAACCAAGUACUGACCCCCGAACCCACCCACCCACCACGCAAAGUUCGACUAAAGCGAUCGGCAAACGGACGCGGGCGUAAUCAUGGAUGCGAAAUUUAUUAUUUUUCCAGUUUGUGUGGAAGUCCAUGUUUGUCUGUCGUCCGGGUGUUUUAAAAAGAGCAGAGGUGGCUCAUGUCCCAGUUGUGCUUCAGGUAUGAAUAAAAUAUGAGUUGCAGGAAGGUCAAAGCUUUUUUUUUUUUUUUUUUUUUUCUUUUCCUUAAUUCUCACAUGAAAUGAAUAUUUCGACCUCGUUACAGGCGUCAGUAUUUGGUCUGGUGCGACGGCCGCUGCCUCUUUCUCUGCCGGAGCGACUUGGUUUGUUUCAGCGUCAGAUCAAGUGUCCAUAUCCAAAAAAAAAAAACAAAAACAAAAACAAAAAAUCAGGUUUUUCAAAUAGCCUCUCCUCCUCUUUUUUUCUUCAUUUUCUUCAUGUUUUUUUUUUUUUGAGGACGAGGCGUUUUGUGUCUCUACUGGGUAUAGUAGCCUGUGGUGUCCAUUUAGUCCCGUUUGUGGGAGGAGACGGUUGAGGGGAGGUGUUGUCUGUUGUCACGGCCCUUGAGAAAUAAAGCAGUACGGAGCAUGUGUCGGACAAUAUUGCCUCUUUUUGCUGUUCUUCUCCUCCUCGUCCUGUCCAAAGGACACAGAUGGACUUUUUUUUUUGUUUUUUCUGUUGAGGAAGUUCUACUUUUAAACCGUAAAAUCUCUGUUGUGGACUGAGUUUCAACAAAGCAUCUCCCUCCUAGAGUUAAAGUCUGUUAAGAAGGAAAAAAUCUGUAUGCGAAGAUGCUUUUGAGGAAAUCCAGACACAUUUAUCAGUGCAGACAACAAAUUAUUUUAUUUUUUUUGUCUUUUUUUUUUUUUUUUUUAGGUCAUCUUGGCUUGAAAAUGUCAGAGGCAGUAUUGUCAAAUCUUCAGGCCACUGUUCAUUUGUGGUAUUAACAGUCAUAAUAAAGUCUUGUGUAUUUUACUCUUUAAGUGUUAUGCACUGAACAGGUAGCACUUGUGUCCACCUUUUGCAGUUUUUCUCAGUGUAUCCUCCGAACCGGUUAAAAAAAACAAACAACAAAAAAAAAAAUCCCGGUUUAAUCGGGGAACUUCCUCACAACAGUGUUGGACCACAGCUGUCGUAAAAUGGCGCCCUGGUGAAGCCAAUAGGAAUGUCCGCCAGGUGGAUUGUACAUGAAAUCAUUUUUGGUGAUUUGAGUUAGAAGACAGAAGCAGUUUAAAAAAAAAAAAAAAAAAGAAUAAUAAGAAAAGAAAAAAAGGUUCAGAAGACACAGAGUAUCAAUUUCAAUACAAAUAAAAAUAAUGAAAAAAGAUGAAUAAAGAUGCUAAAGACAAAA
Molecule: messenger RNA, 2846 nt
Organism: Mugil cephalus (flathead mullet)
Lineage: Eukaryota; Metazoa; Chordata; Actinopteri; Mugiliformes; Mugilidae
Gene: paip2b
Product: poly(A) binding protein interacting protein 2B
Exons: 4
Coding region: 304-699 (131 amino acids)
Biological process (GO): negative regulation of translational initiation
Cellular component (GO): cytoplasm
Molecular function (GO): mRNA regulatory element binding translation repressor activity
Source: RefSeq, a predicted model, not a curated record